AUGUUUAAAACUAUCCUUAUCACUGGUGCGACUGGGACCCAGGGAGGCGCAGUAAUCAGGGCGAUCGCCGCGCUUCCUAGAUCUGAAUUUACUAUACUAGCUUUGACCCGAGAUAUCAAUUCCCAAAGCUCAAAGAAUUUGGUCAAGAAGUAUCCCACGGUCAAAUUGGUUGCCGGAGACCUCAAUGCCCCUGAUGACAUAUUUAAGACGAUCGACUCUCCAGUGUGGGGUGUUUUCAGUGUUCAGACUCCAUUCGGCAAGGCCGCAAGCUUGGAAUCGGAGGUGACACAGGGGAAGGGUCUUGUCAAUGCCGCAUUGAGAAACAACGUCAAGCAUUUUGUUUACUCCUCGGUUGACCGAGGGGGCCCACGGAGUGAUGAAGGAGAACCUAGUCCUGUCCCACAUUUUGAAACCAAGCGCCAAAUCGAAGAUCAUCUGCGUUUGCAGGCCGACAACUCUGAAAUGGGAUAUGUUAUCCUUCGCCCAGUCUUCUUCAUGGAGAACCUCACAGACGACAUGCAAGGGAAACUCAUCGCAGCGGCAUGGCGGAUGAGCGUUGAUCCUAAGAGACUGCAACUCGUCGCCAUCUCUGACAUUGGUCACUUCGCGACCCAAGCCUUUGCAAAACCGGAUGAAUAUGUCGGGCGUGCGAUCAGUAUUGCGGGUGAUGAACUGACCCACCAAGAAGCGUCUUCCAUAAUGCGAGUGCAAACAGGCUCUGCAUUGCCGACAGGCUCAAGUUUCCUGGCAUGGCUACUAUUGAGAGCAGUCAAGGAUCUUAGAUUCAUGUUCAGAUGGUUCCGCGAGGAUGGAUAUGGUGCCGAUAUUUCACUCUUGAGACGCGAAUACCCAGGUUUACAAAAUUUCGAGACCUGGGUAUCUUUGAACAGAAAGGAACGCAGGGUAUGA
This is a messenger RNA of Penicillium griseofulvum, 909 nucleotides long. Its product is annotated as NmrA-like family protein. The transcript has a single exon. The coding region runs from base 1 to 909 and encodes 302 amino acids. NCBI's taxonomy places the organism in Eukaryota, Fungi, Ascomycota, Eurotiomycetes, Eurotiales, Aspergillaceae. The record is from RefSeq and is a predicted model, not a curated record.